ACUUUAAACCUUCGAUGAAACUAGUGGAUUGCAUGUUCAACUUGUAUGUUAAUAAUGACAAUGAUCUUAUAAAUUUUAUGAAUAGUGUAUUGCAAUUAUCAGCACAGUUAAAAAAACUGGCCAAAUUAGCGGAAGUAAUCAAUGUUACUAACGAAACUGAAAUAAAAUAUUUAGAUCACAAUUUUGAAGAGUUUCGAAUGGAAUGUGAUAAGUUUGAUAAGGAGAUUUCCAAAAUAAAUUAUAAAAAUAACUUUGAACCAAAUACUGUGGAUAAUAUGGAAACGGAUUUAGACACUAUAAAUCAAGUAAAUGAAGUAUUUUGUAAUCUUAGAGAGAUUAUACAAUCGCUAAUGGAUAAACAAUUAUUUCCUUAUAAUGCAAGCUCUUUGAUUAUGAGAAUUAAAAAAGUGGAAGAGAUGCUUAAUAGUUUAGAUGAUUAA
Molecule: messenger RNA, 440 nt
Organism: Racocetra persica
Lineage: Eukaryota; Fungi; Glomeromycota; Glomeromycetes; Diversisporales; Gigasporaceae
Source: the annotation of a GenBank genome assembly